Molecule: messenger RNA, 1719 nt
Organism: Mucor mucedo
Lineage: Eukaryota; Fungi; Mucoromycota; Mucoromycetes; Mucorales; Mucoraceae
Exons: 4
Coding region: 1-1719 (572 amino acids)
Biological process (GO): vacuolar transport; protein localization to membrane
Cellular component (GO): membrane
Source: RefSeq, a predicted model, not a curated record
AUGUCCAACUUACAAAAGUCCGUUCUAUCCUAUGAUUACUAUGACGAACGCUUUCACUUUUGUACACCUGACGGUGGGCCCAAGAAACAAGCAGAGAGCUUAGGUUCAGUGCUAUUCGGUGAUCGCAUCUUUACAUCUAAAUUCCAGCUUUCGUUGGGAAAUAAAGAAACCGAUAAAGUGUUAUGUACAUCUACACCUAUUCCAAAGGUUGAUGUUGAUUUCAUCAAUGAAUGUAUAAAGAAUGAAUAUGCCAUCAAUUGGGUGGUGGAUGGUCUUCCCGCUGCUCAUCUCAGCAAAGAUGAGCGUACCAAUGAAGAAUAUUAUAGCAUCGGGUUCGCUCUUGGCUCGCAUGAUAACAACAGACCUGCGCUAAACAACCAUUACGACAUUACUAUUGACUACCAUCACCGCGAAGAUGACAAAUAUCGCGUUGUAGGUGUACUUGUCACUCCUUCCAGUAGAGUUCAAAAAUUGAAGGAAGGUCGUCUUGAUAUCGUUGGAGGUCCUUUGGUGAUUUCUAAUAACGAGGAAGUUGUUUAUACCUAUAGCGUAAACUGGAAUUUAUCAAAUAAACCUUGGGCAACACGAUGGGAUAAUUACUUGAAUGUAUUGGAUCCUUCUAUUCAUUGGUUUUCUCUGGUCAAUUCAAUUGUGAUUGUUCUCUUUUUAACAGGUAUGGUUGCUAUGAUUUUAAUCCGUGGUCUUCACAAGGAUAUCUCUCGAUAUAAUGCCGUUGAUGCACAGGAGGAUGUACAAGAGGAUUAUGGAUGGAAGUUAGUUCAUGGGGAUGUAUUCCGUCCCCCUCAACGUCCUAUGCUUCUUUCAGUCUUGGUAGGUUCUGGUGCACAAAUUGUGGCUAUGACUGGAUUGACACUUGUGUUUGCGGCACUUGGUUUCUUAUCGCCUUCUAACCGGGGUGCUUUGGGAACUGUCAUGAUCAUCUUUUUUAUGGUCUUUAGUUGUAUUUCUGGUUAUGUUUCUGCACGUAUCUACAAGAUGAAUGGCGGUGAAAAUUGGAAGAUGAAUAUUGGUUUGACCGCUACACUUGUACCUGGAGCCAUCAUGAGUUUCCUUUUUGCCAUGAAUUUCUUCUUAAUUCAUUCACACUCAUCUGGUGCUGUUCCGUUUGGAACGAUGUUUACUUUGUUGGGCCUCUGGCUUCUCAUUUCUUUCCCACUCAGUGUAGCCGGUUCUUACUUGGGUUUCCGUAAACCUCGUAUUGAACAUCCUGUUCGCACAAACCAGAUUCCCCGACAAAUCCCUGAUCAACCUACCUAUCUGCGUAGUUUGCCUUCCAUCAUGAUGGGUGGUAUUUUACCCUUUGGUGCCAUCUUUAUCGAAUUGUAUUUUAUCAUGAAUUCCAUUUGGUUCCAUCGUGUUUAUUACGGUAUCGGUUUUAUGUUCCUGGUCUUUAUUGUUCUUAUUUUGACGUGUUCUCAAGUGACGAUUUUGAUGUGUUAUUUCCAUUUAUGCAGCGAGGAUUAUCAUUGGUCAUGGCGCGCUUUCUUGACAUCAGGUGCAGCAGGACUCUACGUGUUUAUGUAUUCCAUUUUAUACUAUUUCACCAAAUUGGACAUCUCUACAUUUACAAGUACUGUGCUUUAUAUCGGUUAUUCAGCCGUCAUCAGUAUUCUUUUGACCGUUUUUACGGGCGCGGUUGGCUAUCUGUCUUGCCUGGUCUUUUUACAAAAGAUCUUUGCUAGUAUUAAAGUAGAUUAG